Messenger RNA from Rotaria socialis, 1935 nucleotides. Lineage: Eukaryota; Metazoa; Rotifera; Eurotatoria; Philodinida; Philodinidae. The record is from the annotation of a GenBank genome assembly.
AUGUAUAUUCAACCAGCACCCUAUGCACACUCAUUAACAUCAUCGAGUACUAGUCCAGCUAUGCAUUCAAUCUUAUCGACAACAUCGAAUAAUAAUACGAUACGUUUGUCACAAGAACAUCGCUCACGUCUUUAUCAAAUAGUAAAUGAAUUAACUGAUGACCAAUUGCGUUUAUUUCUAACUAAUCAUAUACAAUCAAUCUCAAAUACUCCAUUGAGUAAUCAAUUUCAACAUUAUUUACGUACACAAUUACUUCAACAAACAUAUAUUCUUAUUGAUAAUUAUUAUUCAGUGGAUCUUGAACAAACGCUCUAUGGAUUGAGACAAAAACGUUUUCAAUCUGAAUAUCAACAACAACAAAUGUACCGACCACCACCACAGCAUCAGCAGCAGCAACAACAACAACAACAGCAGCAACAACAGCAGCAGCAGCAACAGCAAACGUAUGCUGCAUCAUAUAAUCCACAACCAUACUACUAUACUCAAACAACACUGCCGUAUAAUAUUCCAACUAGUUAUCGUCAUCCUUCACCUCCAAAUAUAUCACCACAAUUAAGACAAAUACGGCCAAAUUCUACACAACCUACAAAUGUUCCGAAUCAACGUCCACAAAAUUCUCGUACUCAAGCACAACAGCAACCACAACCUCCUUUCUAUCCUUCAACUGCACCUCGUCAACAAUUUAUUCAACAGCCCCCAACAUCUACACCCACAACUAAUACUACCCGUUCACCUCCAUCGUCAUCAGCAGCAACAACUGCCCCUCCUCUUCGUUUUCAUGUUCCAAUUUUACCUCCACCACCAUCGAGUAUGACGAGACCAACAAUUUCGACAUCCGCACUAGGCUUAACUAUAACUCAUAAAACUUUACCAUUCUAUCGUCCAUUAACAUGUGUUUAUGAAUGUUUUCAAGUAUUUCGCUAUGAUAACUAUCGUAAACAAUUUUGUUCUCGUAAUGAUUUUAUUCUAUCACUUGAUAUAUGUAAUCAAUUAGCUUUGUCACACUAUUAUGAUUCUGAUAUUGAUGUUCAUAAAACAACGAAAUGUUUGGUAAUGCGUCUUGCACGCAUUGAUCAAGCGCCGAUGCCUAAUGGUAAAUAUGAUGAUCAUCUUCCACCUAAUCUAGUUGUUCAUGUGAAUUCACAAAAUUUAACUAAUUUACCAACGCCAAAACCAUGCACAAGACAACAAACAGAUUUAAUUCGUAUUGGACGUGAAAUUGAUAUUACAUCAUAUUGUAUGUUUAAUCCCAUGUUAAAUAAUGAAAUAAGCAUGACAUGGUCAUAUCGUCCAGAUAAUUCAAAUUUACAUGUACAAUAUACCAAUGCACAAUUUGCAUUACAUAUAUUUCUGGUGCAACAUUUAACUAUUGAAGAUUUAUGUGAACAAAUUCGAAAUAAGCCAGCACGAUUUUAUCGAGAAGAUUUAGUUAAAUUAUUAGCUAAAGCUAUUGCCACUGAUCGUGAUCUUGGUUUAGAAGUUAGUGAUCAAAAAUUGAAAUUAAAAUGUCCGAUUGAUCAAAGACGACUAAAACUACCAAUACGAGCUGUAACGUGUCAACAUAUACAAUGUUUUGAUUUAAAAAAUUAUAUAGUUAUAAAUGAAAAAGCCGGUAAAUGGAUUUGUCCUGUAUGCAAUAAAUCCGCAUUAUUUGACGAUUUACAAAUUGAUUCUUAUACUGAAUCAAUAUUAAAUUCAAUUCCAAAUGAAAAUAUUACUGAAAUUAGUAUUGAUAGUAAUUUACAAUGGAAACCUGUUAUAUCAUCAUCGUUCAUUAUUGAACAUCAACAAAUGACAUCAAAUAUGGAUGAUAUUGUUUUAGAUGAUGAACCAAUUGAUAAACAACAUCAUGAAUUUGAUUCUAAAUCAAAUAUUCGACUAAUACCGUCACCAACAAAUGGAUUAUCGGAUGUAAUUCUUAUUGAUGAGGACUAA